This is a messenger RNA of Penicillium longicatenatum, 4158 nucleotides long. RefSeq lists its product as uncharacterized. Gene Ontology annotation, biological process: transmembrane transport. Lineage: Eukaryota; Fungi; Ascomycota; Eurotiomycetes; Eurotiales; Aspergillaceae. The coding region runs from base 1 to 4158 and encodes 1385 amino acids. The record is from RefSeq and is a predicted model, not a curated record. The transcript is spliced from 3 exons. Gene Ontology annotation, cellular component: membrane. Gene Ontology annotation, molecular function: ATP hydrolysis activity; ABC-type transporter activity; ATP binding.
AUGACGAGAGAGAAUGACUCGGUGCAGCCGCUGGAACAAUGGCUGAUCCAGGAAGAGAAGCAAAAGCAUGGCGCUCACGACCCCACCCCACGGGGAGUGUCCUUCACAGAGGUCAAUGUGAACGGAUAUACGGAAACUCAUGCAUUCCAGCACACUUUCGCUAGCUACAUCCAGCUCAUCCCAUCCAAGCUUAAGGGUUUGGUGGGUUUUCCAGUACCCCGACGAAAGGUGCAGAUCUUGAGGGAUCUAGAUGGCUUGGUCCAACCGGGUGAGAUGCUGUUAGUCCUUGGUCGUCCAGGGAGCGGCUGCACCACCUUCCUAAAGACCAUGUCUGGCUAUGUCAACGGAGUAGAGGUAGAGGAAAAGGGAAAGGGGAAAGGAAUCAUGUAUGAUGAAAUCCCAUUUCGUGAAAUGCACCAAAAAUACUGGGCGGACACGAUUUAUCUCGCCGAAGACGAUAUCCACCUGCCUGAGUUGACGCUCGAGGAAACCUUGACCUUCGCAGCGGAAAUGAGACCCCACGCCCAAUCGACUGAGACCGUCAGUCACCAAAUUGCCUCAAUCUACGGGAUGCAGCGCUCUCUGAACACUCAAGUUGGCAAUGACUUGAUUCGAGGACUGAGCGGCGGUGAAAAGCGACGUACCAGUAUUGCCGAGGCUUUUCUCAGCCGAUGUCCUAUUCAAUGCUGCGAUAAUAGCAUCCGUGGCCUUGAUAGUGCGACAGCUUUGAAUGUCGUGCGCACAUUGCGUCGCAUGGCAGACGUCCGAAAGUCUACUAUCAUGACAACCAUUUAUCAAACACCUGAAUCCCUAUAUUCUCAAUUCGACAAGGUGCUCCUGUUGUAUCUCGGCCGUCAAAUUUACUUUGGUCCUGCCACAGAGGCCGCUGAUUACUUUCAGCGUCUAGGCUUUGUGCGACCAGAGCGAGCGACCACAGCAGACUUUUUGACUUCUUUGACCAAUCCAGUUGAGCGCAUGGUCCGACCAGAGCAUGCAGCAUCGUUGCCUCGAACCCCCGAUGACCUUGCUCGGGCAUGGCGAGACAGCCCAGAGUACCUUGCUCUGAGAAAGGAAAUCACCGAGUACAAUACCAAACAUUCUUCACAGUCGUGCUCGGCCUCCUCGUUCUACCCCACAAGCAUCAUGCACCAGUUUCAAGCUUGCUUCCGCCGAGCCCUAAUCCGUUCACGACAUAAUCUACAAGGCAUUGUAUCGGGAGUCGUGGGCAACGUCAUCGUUUCCAUCAUCCUGGGAAGUCUAUUCUACAACCUGAAAGAUGACACAGAUAGCUUCGAAACACGCAGCAUUUUAAUUUUCUAUGCGACUAUGAUGAACUCCUGUCUCCCCGCGUUCGAGGUUAUUACCUUGUGGGGCCAACGGACGACUGUGGAGAAGCAUUCUCGCUACGCCUUUUACCAUCCAGUGGCCGAAGGAGUUGCCUCCAUGCUUUCCGACCUACCAGUCAAAGCUCUAACCUCAUUCGGGUUUAACGUGGCUGUCUAUUUCCUCACAAACCUCCGGCGAGAGGUCGGGGCCUUUUUCAUCUUUUGGCUCUUCGGCUUAGUGGUCAUGGUGACCAUGUCGAUGAUUUUUCGAUCGGUCGGGUCCAUUUCGCGUACAUACGAUCAGUCACUAGCUCCGGUGUCAAUCGUAAUCUUCAACUUCAUUAUAUACGCUGGAUUCGUGAUUCCUCCAAGCGAUCAGGUACCGUGGUUGAGCUGGAUCCGAUACUUCAACCCGAUCGCCUACGCCAAUGAAAGCCUCAUGAUCAACGAAUUUCAGAAACGCAGGUUCUCGUGCUCCUCGUUCGUUCCCUCAGGGCCUUCCUACCCAGAUAGCUUAGAUGAGAAGACCUGUUCCGCGAUUGGAAGUGUCGCAGGGCAGUCUUGGGUAGAUGGGAAUCAAUAUCUGCAGCUGAAGUACGGGUAUUUGGUCGAGCAUUUAUGGCGAAACCUUGGUAUUCUCUUCGCCUUGAUGGUCGGUUUUUGUGCAGUAUACCUCGUCGCCACAGAAUACAUCCAGGCGCAGCGCUCCAAGGGAGACAUUUUGCUAUUUCGCCGAAAGGAUGCCAUUUCCCACGCUGCCCUGCCAGACGAAGAGAGUGUCGAAUUUGACUCCCUCCAUAUUAGGGAGAAAGGCACACCCGAUCUGCGCGUUCCUGAACAAGGGGAUAUGCCUAACAGUCUUGGCAAGCAAUCUUCGGUCUUUCUAUGGAGCGAUGUUGGCUACGACAUUAAGGCUGAUAAAAAAGAGGAAACCCGGAUUUUGGAGGGGAUCGAUGGCUGGGUGGUUCGUGGCACACUGACUGCCUUGAUGGGAUCAACUGGAGCAGGAAAGACUACUCUUCUAGACGUACUUGCAAAUCGUAAAUAUACAGGAACUGUUCAUGGAGAGGUUCGAAUCGAUGGUCGAGCUCGUGAUGGGUAUUUUCAACGCAAAACGGGCUAUGUCCAGCAGGCUGACAUCCAUUGUCCCUCCGCAACUGUGCGGGAAGCACUGGAGUUUAGCGCACUGCUUCGUCAACCUCGGGAGCUAGCAAGAUCUGAGAAGCUGGCUUAUGUGGACACAGUACUGCAGAUGCUGGAGAUGGAGGCUUACGCAGAUGCAAUUGUCGGUGUUCCUGGGAAGGGUCUCAAUAUUGAACAAAGGAAACGGUUGACAAUUGCUGUGGAAAUGGCCGCCCGCCCCGAACUCCUUUUCCUCGAUGAACCUACGUCUGGGCUGGAUAGUCAGACGGCAUGGUCUAUAUGCACGCUUUUACGCAAGCUGUCGGAUAAUGGCCAGCCUAUUCUGUGCACUAUUCAUCAACCUUCCAGUGAGCUGUUUGAAAUGUUCGAUCGGCUCCUUUUUCUUCAGGCUGGAAAGACGGUUUACUUUGGGGAUCUAGGUCGUUCCGCUUCAACAGUCAUCGAUUAUUUUACUCGCUCAGGAGCUCGCAUUCCUGCUCUUGGAGAAAAUCCUGCAGAAUGGCUCCUCGAAGUGACGGGGACCUCGCCACCCAAGGGCACAGAGGAUUGGAGAACCGUAUGGGAAACUAGUCAAGAGGCUGAAACGUCCAAGACCGAGAUCGCUGCCAUGAAGCGGAACGCUUGUUCGACCUCAGCUGCCGUGACAGAGGACUAUGAAUACGCAGCUUCAGCUUUGACACAGUUGUGGGUGGUCACCUACCGCAUGUUUCAAGACUACUGGAGAGAACCGAACUACCUGUACUCAAAAUUGGCUCUAUGUAUUGGCUCCGCACUCUUCAACGGCCUUUCUUUUUGGAUGCUGGACCAUACCGUCCAAGGCCUUACCAGCUCCAUCUUCUCAUGUUUCCUCAUCUCCAUCAUCUUCAACACCGUCGACCAACAGAUCAUCCCUCGUUUUAUCGAUAACCGGGAGAUCUUUGAAGCCAGGGAACGACAAUCGAAAACAUACAGUUGGCCCAUUUUCGUUGCAGCAAACAUGAUAGUCGAACUAGUUUGGCAGUCACUCACUGCUGUCCCUGUCUUUGUGGCAUGGUACUACCCAACCGGAUUCUGGCGCAGCGGGCUGAACGCAACCAGCGAUGCCAUCGGUAUGAACGAACGAGCCGGCCUAACCUUCCUCAUAAUUUGGCUUUUCCUAGCCUUUACCUCAACUUUCUCUCAGGCUCUUGCCGCCGGCAUGCCAGACUCCCUUACAGCUGUCAACAUCGCUAACUUGAUGUUUAUGCUUUGCCUCAUCUUCUGCGGUAUUCUCGUUCAGCCCAAUGCAAUGCCCAGUUUCUGGUUAUUCAUGUAUCGCGUCAGCCCAAUGACAUACAUUAUGGGCGGGAUGAUCAAGGCGGGGCUAGCUGAUACACCACUCAAUUGUGCCUCGAUCGAUUUGCUGCGGAUUCCUUUGCCAACGCAGAACGGAACCACAGUAUCUUGCGGAAGCUACCUAGCGAAGUAUGUUAGCAUGGCUGGUGGGCGGGUCUUGAAUGCUGAAACUGCAGUGUCGGGUGAAGAUUGUCUCUUCUGCGCCGUCACAGACACAAAUACCACACUCCAGGGGAUGCACAUUGAUGUUCGGACUCGUUGGCGUGAUUUGGGGUUAUUGGCAGUUUUCGUAGUCGUGAAUAUCUUCGGCGUGUUCUUCUUUUACUGGGUGACCAAAGGACGAAAUAGAAGGGAUGGGAAGGAGGAACGAAGUUGA